Molecule: messenger RNA, 717 nt
Organism: Trichobilharzia szidati
Lineage: Eukaryota; Metazoa; Platyhelminthes; Trematoda; Strigeidida; Schistosomatidae
Source: the annotation of a GenBank genome assembly
AUGGUAUUUGUUAGUUGGUCAAGUGAUGGACUAAGGAUGUAUGAAUUAGAUGAGAGUAAAAAGAUUAAACAACUUGAACAUCAACCGUCUAAUUCUAUCAAGUGUUUAUCUAUAGCAAAAUCAAGUCAAUGUCUUGGUUAUCUGGAUGAAACAAAAGUGACCUUGAUUAAUGCUGAUAGCCAAUCUGUAUAUUCUACUAUUCCAAUUGAAUCAGCUGCACGUUUUCUUAUUUCACCAUGUGGAAAAUUUGGUUUUAUUUAUAAAUCAUUUCGAGUUGAUAAUGAAAACCCGAAUGGUUUACCAAAUCUCUUCGUUUAUGAUUUUAUCAAAGGGAUAAAGCUUAAAGAGUAUAUAUAUAAAAAAGGUGAUGGUUGGCAACCACAGUGGAAUUCAAAUUCAUCUUUAUGUUCGAUAUUUGUCAAUGGUGAAAUUCAUAUCUAUGCAAAUAAUCAAUUUUCUGAAAAACCGUGUACAAAAUUAUCACUCAAAGGUAUUCGACAUUUUUCUAUGAGUAGUUCAAUUCAACCAAAUUUUGCUGUAUAUAUACCUGGAGAUAAGAAUCAACCGUCAUUUGUUCGGAUUUAUCAUUAUGCUGAUAAUCAGUUGACACCUGUGGCGAGUAAAUCAUUCUUCCGUGCUGAUACAGUCCGACUGUUGUGGAAUGACAAAGGAACGGAUCUUCUGGUGCUUACAUCAACUAAGGUAAUAUUAGUAUAA